GACCAUAGACAUACAUGAAAAAAACAAGGGUCAAGUCUAUGAAAAAGCCUUCUUAUGAAAAUCUCAGGAGACUUUUAUGAUUAUAGGAAAUGGCAGUGUACAGUCUGCUGUCGGACACAUAUUAUAGUACAUUCGUUUACAAGGAAUUUCUUCAGUCAAAAUGGCGAAUUUAUUUCUCCGAAGAACAUUGUCCUGUAAUCAGUUUAGGACGUUGCAUAAGACUACAGUUAACUACAAUGUGCCGGUGCCCAUCACUUUUAAUAGUUACAAGAACCAGCAAAAAUUCCGUGAGGUCCAGUCUGAAGUACUGAACACCUUGAUGUCUAGCCCCAGAUUUGAAAACCAGCUGAUUGAUGUUGAACAAUGGGUGACAAAGUUGCUAGAUUAUACACUAGAAGGAGGAAAAAGAGGUAGAGGUUUGGCAGUACCAUUUGCAUACGAAAUGAUGGAAGAUCCAAAAAACUUUACUACAGAAAACCUCCACAGAGCUCGAGUUUUGGGGUGGGCCGUGGAAAUACUACAAGCAUAUCUGCUAACUGUAGAUGAUAUUGUGGACGCGUCAGAAACUCGCCGAGGCAAAGAGUGUUGGUACCUGCACAGCGAUGUUGGGCUCGGGGCAGUUAAUGACUGUGGAAUCCUUCUGGCCUGUGCCGUAGAAGUAAUGGACCUCUACUUCGGAAAGGAAGCCAUGUUCGCCGAUUUAAUCAAAAUUACCAACGGGACUCUGUUGCAAACAUCUGUAGGUCAGUAUUUAGACUGCUCAUCUGGCUACACCAAGGAGAAGAAUAACCUUGACAAGUUCACAAUGGAACUCUUCGAUUCUAUAGCAUACCAGAAGACUGGCAUCUACUCUUUCAAAUUCCCUAUGCUCUUAGCUCUUACACUAGUAAAAGACGGGAAGAGCAGGUAUUCGGAAGAAGCAAAUGAGAUAGCUUGGGGCCUGGGUAAACUUCUACAAUUUCAGAAUGACUACAAAGACGUGUUCGUCGACGAUAUGAACACAGGGAAGGUAGGCACAGACAUUCAAGAAGGUAAAUUAACCUGGUUUGCUGUAACAGCGCUGCAGCGCUGCACCGAAGGACAACGUGCCAUAUUCAAAGAAAACUACGGCAGUAAAAACCCUGAACAUGUAAAGCGCAUCAAGCAGCUUUUUGAUGAAUUAGAAUUGGAAAAAGUAUACAAAGAGUAUGAAAGUUCUGUGUAUGAAGAUUUAGUUCGUAGAAUUCGAGCUCUGCCAACAAAAGGAGAGACACAAUUUUAUUCAGAAAUUUUGGAAGCGUGCUGUAAACAUCUCUACUGAUUUAUAGGCCUAUAAUGGCCUGUCGUUCUUACCAUAUGUUAAUGUAAAUGAUGAAUAUAUUUAUACGAAUAAAAUGGUAGUAUCAUUGAGUAGGCCUUUUAUAAAAAUUACUCGUUAAAUAUGUAUAUUUCUGUUUAUGUUAAUAAGAACCAGCCGACCAGGAAGUCGUUGGGGUCGGCCUAUGCAGUUAACAUCGUCGGCGGAUCUGAUGAUAAUGAUGUUAUCAUUCGUUAGUUAUUAUUAAAGAAC
Messenger RNA from Spodoptera litura, 1549 nucleotides. RefSeq lists its product as uncharacterized. Gene Ontology annotation, molecular function: (2E,6E)-farnesyl diphosphate synthase activity; dimethylallyltranstransferase activity. The record is from RefSeq and is a predicted model, not a curated record. NCBI's taxonomy places the organism in Eukaryota, Metazoa, Arthropoda, Insecta, Lepidoptera, Noctuidae. Gene Ontology annotation, biological process: trans, trans-farnesyl diphosphate biosynthetic process. Gene Ontology annotation, cellular component: cytoplasm.